UAGGCACCAAAGAAAGCUCUUACAAUGGAAAGAGAUUCUUACUUCAAUUUCAGUACCACCACAGCCUCGAAGAGAAUGUUUGCCUUCCUGCAGGACUUGCUGCAAUUGCUGGUGCUGAUUGUACGCGUGCUCCUGGAAUUAACUACGGUGCUGUUGCAGUCUAUGUUGCCUAGAAAGCUAAAGGAUAUCAGCAGCGAAAUUGUCCUGAUAACCGGCACCGGCCAUGGCAUUGGCAGAGAGCUGGCCUUGCACUAUGCCGCCUGUGGUUGCACGGUGGUGUGUGUGGACAUCGACGAGAAGAACAACAUGGACACUGUGCAGGAGGCUCGGCGCUUGAAUCGUGGUGCCGUGCACAGUUUCAGCUGUGAUGUGUCCAAGCGCGAACAGGUGCUAGCGCUGGCAAAGCGUGUGAAAACAGAGGUGGGCUCUGUGUCUGUGCUGGUGAAUAAUGUGGGCAUAAUGCCGACGCAUCCCUUGCCACAGCAAUCAGCCGAGGAAAUACAGCGUGUGUUCGAUGUCAACGUAUUCUCGCAAUUCUGGACAAUACAAGCGUUCCUAGAUCAAAUGAAGGAAUGUCGCAACGGCCACAUUAUCUCUAUAUCGUCCAUUGCCGGUGUGGUGGGUCUGUCCAACUUGGUGCCAUAUUGUGCAACUAAGUUCGCAGUGCGCGGCAUGAUGGAGGCGCUGCACGAAGAGCUGCGCGAGGGACCCUACAAGGAUCUGAUAAGAGUCACAACUAUAUUUCCAUACAUGACCAAUACGGGGCUUUGCAAAUAUCCGAAGGUCAAGUUUCCUACCAUUUUGGGCUUGCUGGAUCCCAAAGAAGUGGCAAAGCGCAUUAUAGAGGCGCAUCGAUCCAAUAGUCUGGAGGUAACGAUACCCAGCAGUCUGAUGUACAUCAACAACUGGACUCGACUGUUGCCAAGUAGUUGUGCAAUUAUGCUAAAAGACUACAUUGACAGUGGUGUGGAGUCGGAUUUGAAUUAAUUAUAUAUUUCGCUCAUUUGCUCUAGAAUAUGUGUACGUAUAUUUAAUGUUUUGGCAUAUUAAAGGUAUUAUUGGUCAUCCCAA
Messenger RNA from Drosophila montana, 1071 nucleotides. RefSeq names its product firelighter (gene firl). Gene Ontology annotation, cellular component: lipid droplet. Gene Ontology annotation, molecular function: oxidoreductase activity, acting on the CH-OH group of donors, NAD or NADP as acceptor. NCBI's taxonomy places the organism in Eukaryota, Metazoa, Arthropoda, Insecta, Diptera, Drosophilidae. The coding region runs from base 25 to 987 and encodes 320 amino acids. The record is from RefSeq and is a predicted model, not a curated record. The transcript is spliced from 4 exons.